Messenger RNA from Soboliphyme baturini, 294 nucleotides. The record is from the annotation of a GenBank genome assembly. Lineage: Eukaryota; Metazoa; Nematoda; Enoplea; Dioctophymatida; Soboliphymatidae.
AUGAUCAAUCUGUCCGCGAUGACCCCACUUCACGUCUUUCCGGACACGUUUGUCUCAUUCCUGAUUAUGGUGGAAACGAGACUGAGACUUCACGCCAAGGGUAAAACAACCGAAAGAAGGACAGACUGCGGUCAAGGAGUGAACGACGACGACCGAAACGAAAGCGACGACCACGAAGACGACUACGCCGAUGUACACCAUGAGAUUCGUGUCCUCCAGCAUAAGGUGCGACCGAUGUACACGACCGGACGGAAAGAUGCGACUGGCGGACAGGACGAACGCGGAGGCGAGUAA